Messenger RNA from Cannabis sativa, 2731 nucleotides. Its product is annotated as zinc finger BED domain-containing protein RICESLEEPER 1. Bases 543 to 2507 code for a protein of 654 amino acids. Lineage: Eukaryota; Viridiplantae; Streptophyta; Magnoliopsida; Rosales; Cannabaceae. Gene Ontology annotation, molecular function: DNA binding; protein dimerization activity. The transcript has 2 exons. The record is from RefSeq and is a predicted model, not a curated record.
AAGAAAAUUGGGGUGAAAUGGCCAAAGGCAGAGCGUUGGGUUGGCGAGAAGAGUAACAGGCAGAACACAGAAGGGCAUUAUGGUAAUUUAACACAAGUUCAUUGAGCCACCCAGGUUUUCCCCUUCUUCAACCAUAGCCACUCUCUCUCUCUCUGAAACCCUAAUCCAAUCCAAGACGCCAAUUGUUACGCACGCACUCUCCGAACACUGUAAGCUCUUACACCUUAUUCAUGGCGUUAUCUUUAGCCUUAAAUUUUCAUUCCUUUUCUUUUUCUCAGAAUUUGAUUUCAAUAAUUUGGUGUUUGGAGAGGUCGGAGUUCAGAAAAUCGACUGUUUCUUAAACUAAUUUAAUUUAAAAAUGAAUCGCUCCUUUUUUUUUUUGGUGUGUUUUCUCUUUUCCCGAUCCGAAACCCGCGAGGUUUUUUAUUAGGGUUUGUUCGACCCGAUCGGUUACGACUCGGUUUGAAUUGAUUGGGUCAGUCGGAGCCCCGAUUACUCCGAUCCGGCAACCUUGAGAUAUUAUGCCACGGUAGAUUGAUCCAAUGGAUAUGUCAGAUGUAGUGAUUGUGAAAUCUACCCGAUUAAAGUCUGUUGUUUGGAAUGACUUUGAUAGGAUUAAAAAAGGUGAUACUUGUGUGGCUGUUUGUAGGCACUGUAAGAAGAAACUCAGUGGAUCAAGUACUAGUGGGACAUCACAUUUGAGGAACCACUUAAUUAGGUGUCAAAGUAGAACCUCUCAUGCCUUACCUCAGUUAUAUACACCCAGGGAAAAGAAAAAGGAAGGAAACCUUGCUAUUACCAAUUUCAAUUCAGAUCAAGAGCAGAAGAAGGAUGAGGUUCUUAGUCUUGUCAAUUUUAAAUUAGAGCAAGAUCAUAUGAAAGAGGAUGGUGUUACAUAUGUACAUAAUAGCUUUGAUCAAAGGAGAAGUAGAUUCGACCUUGCACGCAUGAUCAUCUUGCAUGGUUACUCAUUGGCCAUGGUUGAACAUGUUGGAUUUAAAGUGUUUGUUAGAAAUCUACAACCAUUGUUUGAGCUUGUCAACUGUGAUAGAGUUGAGGCUGACUGUGUGGAGAUAUACUUGAAAGAAAAACAAAAAGUGACCGAAGUGUUGGACAAAUUGCCUGGUAAAAUUAGUCUGAGUGCUGAAAAGUGGGCUUCUUUGGACAAUGCCGAGUACUUAUGCUUGACUGCACACUAUAUUGAUGAAUCAUGGCAGUUGCAUAAGAAGAUUUUAAAUUUCGUUGCAAUUGAUCCUUCCCAGACAGAAGACAUGCAUUCGGAAGUUGUCAUGACAUGUAUGAUGGAUUGGGAUAUCGACCGGAAGCUUCUCUCAAUGACAUUCGAUAGUAGCUCUACUAAUGAUAAUAUCGCCAUGAGGAUCAGUGGCCGGCUUUCUCAGAACAGAUUUCUCUACUGUAAUGGUCGGUUAUUUGAUGUACGUUGUGCAUCUAAUCUUAUAUUCAUGAUGGUUCAGGAUGCUUUAGCUGCAGUGAAUGGGGUGGCUGAAAAGAUUCGUGAAAGCAUUCGAUAUGUAAAGAGUACACAAGCAAUCCAAGCAAAGUUCAAUGAAAUAGUUCAGGAAGCUGGAGUUCAAUCUCAAAAGUCUUUGUGCCUUGAUAAUUCAUUCAAAUGGAAUUCAACAUGUACUAUGCUUGAAGCUGCCUUAGAGCAUAGGGAUGCAUUUUGUCUUUGGCCCGAAAAAGAUGCCUCCUACACAAUGUGCCCGACUGAUGUUGAGUGGGAUAGAGCAACUAUCAUCACUAGCUUCUUGAAGUUCUUUGUUGAAAUAACUAAUGUUUUCAUGAGGAACAAAUCACCAACUGCAAAUCUCUAUUUUCCAGACCUUUGCGACGUGUAUCUGCAGUUAAACGAGUGGUGCAAGAAUUCUGACGAUUAUAUUAGCUCAUUGGCAGCAACGAUGAGAACCAAAUUUGAAGAAUACUGGGAGAGGUGUAGCUUGGGUUUAGCAGUUGCAGCAAUGUUGGAUCCUCGAUUCAAGAUGAAACUGGUCGAAUAUUACUAUGCACAGAUAUAUGGUAGUGGUGCCCCAAACCGAAUCGACGAAGUUUUUGAUUCUGUCAAGACACUUUACAGUGAACACUCCAUAUGUUUAGCUUCACUUGACCAAGAUAUGGCUUGGCAAGAGGGUGGUAGUUCAGGCUGCUUACCUAGGGAUUCCAGAGAUAGGUUGAUGGGUUUCGACAAAUUCCUCCAUGAAACUUCUCAAAGUGAAGGCACAAAAUCUGAUAUGGACAAGUACUUAGAGGAACCUCUGUUUCCUCGUAAUGCAGAGUUUAGCAUAUUGAAUUGGUGGAAAGUUCACACUCCAAGGUAUCCUAUCCUAUCUAUGAUGGCACGCAACGUUUUGGGAGUUCCCAUGUCGAAACUUACGUCGGAUUAUACUGGAGUAAGGAUGCUCGACCACCAUUGGAGCUCUCUCAACCCGGCCACCCUCCAAGCCUUAAUGUGUGCACAUGACUGGAUACAGAGUGAACUAGAAAAUUGACCUUUUCUUGUUCAUUCAUUAUAAGCAUUACUUUUUGUUUUCUUUAAUAGCUAUAAUAAAUAUUAGGUAGUCAACUCUUUAUUGCCUCUUGUUUUGUUGACCAAAUUUUAACAUGAGGAACAGGCUCGUUCUCACAUGGAUGAAAUUCUUUUUUAAUUGUUCAAAUUGGUAUGGAGUUUUUGUAAUGUUGCUCUUUUGUCAAUAAUGCCUUUCCCUUUUUGGUA